Molecule: messenger RNA, 566 nt
Organism: Radiomyces spectabilis
Lineage: Eukaryota; Fungi; Mucoromycota; Mucoromycetes; Mucorales; Radiomycetaceae
Exons: 1
Coding region: 23-322 (99 amino acids)
Source: RefSeq, a predicted model, not a curated record
AGACAAGAAAAAUACAUACAACAUGAGCUCUUCUCCUUCCAAGUCCCACGCCAAGUACGAUCAAACCGUCGGUGAUGUCAAGGAAACCGUUGGUAACGCCGUUGGUAACGAAUCCCUCCAGGCCAAAGGUACUGCGCAACACGGAAGCGGUCAAGCCGAAGAAACGGCCGCCAAUAUCUCUGGUUACGUCCAGGGCUUGAAGAACCAAGUCGAGGGUACCGCCAAGGGUGUCUACAAUGCCAUGAUGGGCAACUCGGGUGAUGAAGCCGGUGCCAAGGUCGAAAAGAAGGCCGGUGAGGCGCAAAAGGGUGUCAACUCAUAAAUCCUUUCUGUGCAUCCUGCACACUAUCGAAUCAUGCACAUCAAAUCUCGUACACAAGACAAAAUGCAAUUGAUCUUCUUUUAUAACCAUUCUCUCUCUCAACUUUUUUACUUGCUCAUCAUUCUGUGAAUAAAUCUUUUUUAACUCUUGUAUUCUCUUCGUGGUGGAAGCGGGUUUUUUCAAAGAACUAUGCAUCAUCUGCAGUUUGUUGAUGGUUGCCAGAUUCGGGGUUGAGAGAAUCGAG